AUGUACUAUUACCUGUCUUUCCUGCGCACACCCCCCGUUCAAGCACAGCUCAUCGACAAACUCACAAUAAAGCCGCAAAUUGCCAACGACCUCCGGACAGAACUCUAUCAGGGUAUAGCAGACAUAUACGGCUCAUGGACCGAAGAUACGACCGACCUGUCAAUCAUCAGGUUUCCAACCAAGCCCAUCAAGCUGACCACUUGGAAGGGGCAAGACAGCGCGUACAAAGAUGUAGUCGUACCUCUUCCACCCGGAAUUAGGGAAGGGCAGUCUUGGAGGUUGAUUUUAACCGCUUUUCCAUUGGUUGGUCCUGGCACGAACGUACAUUCGCCUCCUUCGACGACCAAAACUCCUUUGCAUACUAUGGGACCCGAAAUACACCUCAAUGCCGAUGAUACUGCCACCAUUUUCCCGGUAGCGUCAAUGCCAACCCUGUUCACCCGACGUAACACCAAAUCCGCAAGCUUCGGAGCUAAACAGGACCAAAUCGAACGAGUACUCUCCUUUAGUAUUUCCAGAGCAGAAACUAGCGAUGAGAAUCAGCUUCAGGCUGAGCCUCGUCAAGUACUCCGAAUCACUGAGCAGACAUCAUUUGACUUGGACAAAAAACUUUGGGAUAGUGGCAUUGGUCUAAGCUCUUGGCUGGUAGACGAAGCGAAUCGCCCUGACAGCUGUCGAUCUGCCCUUUCACAAGCAGCCCAUGAGGUAUUAUUUGGUGCUGGUGUGCGGCGCUUUGUAGAAUUGGGUGCUGGUACCGGAGUUGUUUCUGUCGUCCUGGCUAGUCUACGAGCCGCAUACGAGAAUCUUGAGUCCAGGAUAUACGCUACAGAUCUCCCAUCUGCAAUGCCUCUGCUAGAGAAGAACAUCAGGCACAAUUUGAACUGUUUUCAUGCGGAUUCGCUCACGCACCCGCAUGCUCUCAUUUUGGACUGGGAUGACGGAGCUUUGCCAGCCGAGGUCCUUUCUGAUGGUCACAUCGACGCGAUUAUCAUGGCUGAUGUCACUUAUAACACUGAUUCCUUCCCGUCCCUCAUCCGAACGCUUGCUGCGUUGGUUCGCGCUGGUAAUUCGCACUCGGGGCCAGUAAUUGUGAUGGGCUACAAGGAGCGCGAUGUGUCAGAACGGUCACUAUGGGACAUGGCAAAAAGCAUUGGCAUAAACUUCGAGAAAAUCGCCCACAAGGCGGGUUGUGGCGAUCCUCCAGUGGAGAUUUGGAUUGGCGCAAGGACCCGAAGAUGA
Molecule: messenger RNA, 1239 nt
Organism: Punctularia strigosozonata HHB-11173 SS5
Lineage: Eukaryota; Fungi; Basidiomycota; Agaricomycetes; Corticiales; Punctulariaceae
Exons: 5
Coding region: 1-1239 (412 amino acids)
Source: RefSeq, a predicted model, not a curated record